AUGUUUUUGUUGAGUACUGCCUUGGCUCUGCUCCUGGGGAGCGGACCGGUUUCUGCUGGCUCACUCCGAGACAUCAAGCAUGUCGUGAUCUUUAUGCAAGAGAACCGGUCAUGGAAUAGUGUAACAACUAACCACGUACAGUAUUUUGGCACCAUGGCAGGCGUCCGAGGUUUCAACGACCCAAACGUGCAGGUGAACCCAGAUGGGCUACCUGUUUGGUACCAACAAGUCGACCCUGACAUGUCGAACGACACGACAACUCUUCUCCCCUGGUACCUCGGUUAUCAAGGAGGGAACUCGACAGACGCUAUCCAAUGCAUGGCGGCUGGAAACAAUGGCUACGAAGAAAGUCAAGCAUCACUCAACGGUGGUCUGAACAAUCAUUGGGCACGGAAUAACACCCCUUGGAGUUGGGGCUAUUUCAAGAGGGACGAUAUACCCAUUCAUUAUGCGAUUGCAGAGGGCUGGACGGCAGGUGAUAUGUAUCAGGAAGCUCAAAUCACUUCCACAAAUCCCAAUCGUGUCACCUUGGUCAGCGGGUCCGUCAAUGUGCCUGGUGGUCCUCAGACUCCGGACCAAGGUGGGGUUUAUAUCGAUAACACCGUAACCCCAGGCUGCGACAGCUAUAAUAUCAACUGCUAUCCUCUCAAGUGGAAAACAAUUUUCGAAAUCUAUGAGGAGGCGGGUGUCUCUUGGCAGGUCUACCAGGACAAGGACAACUUCGACGAUAAUCCCCUGGCUCGGUUCGAACAGUUCCAGAAUGCUUCAUCUUCCUCACCACUGGCAGAGAAAGGCAUGGCCUAUGUAGGACUGGACAGCUUCUACGGAGCGGCUGCGAAUGGGACCCUUCCGGAGAUCAGCUUCAUUGUCGGCCCCGCAGAGCUGUCGGAGCACCCACCUUAUAUGCCCAAAGAUGGAGCCUGGCUGCAGAAGAAGGUUGUGGAUGCCGUGACCAGUAGCCCCGAAUAUACCUCCACACUGCUUAUGAUUAGUUACGAUGAAUCCGGUGGCUAUGGAGACCAUGUGAUCCCUUUCCAUUCACCUGAAGGAACCCCUGGUGAGUGGAUGGAGGACCCAUACGGUAUUUUUGGAAAGUUAUAUGUCGGACCUGGGCUUCGCGUUCCUUUCUACAUGGUGUCUCCAUGGACCCGCGGCAACCGUGUUUUUACUGAGCGAGCGGAUCAUAACUCUCAAAUCUUGUUCCUGGAGCAAUGGCUCACGGCCAGGGGCUACAAGAAUGUGCAGACACCAGAAAUGGUUCAUUGGCGUCGGGAGCACAUGUCCAACCUUGUCAACGCAUUAGAUCUGGACCACCCCGAUACCAGUAUUCCCAAACUACCAGAGGCAGAAGAGCCCGAAAUGUCCUCAGGAUCUUACGUGGGCACUGCCAAUUGUGAAGCAACGUACACCGAGCCACGCCCUCCUGUACCCUACGGAAAGCAGAAUGUCACCGAUUCCUUGUUUUUCGAGGAAGGAUACAAGGAGUGUGUGGGCUAUUUGACUGAGGGACGGUACCUAGUCUUCGAGAAGUCUGGAUAUGCGCUUACCAACACCGGCAACACAACCCGGUUGAGCGGUACCGCAGCUCAUAAGGACCACAGUGACAAGAAACAGCGAUGGGUGGUUCAUUACUCCAGUGGCGAAGAAAGCCAGAUAUUCAAACUUUCCAGUGCUCUGGAUGGCAAGUGGCUUGGUCCACGCGGGACUCUGUUGCCAGCCGAUCGCCGUAACAAUGCUGCUGAGGUAAAGAUCACUUUCCGUGGAAAUGGCCAUGGAUAUGAUUUGCAAUAUGUCAACUCGACUACUAUCGCACUGGACGAUCAAGGGGAAGUGCGAAUGAACGCCACCAAGGGCUCCGAGGAUGGCUACAAGGUCUGGAGUGUCACUUACCACUAG
Messenger RNA from Aspergillus ibericus CBS 121593, 1896 nucleotides. Its product is annotated as nonhemolytic phospholipases C family protein. Bases 1 to 1896 code for a protein of 631 amino acids. NCBI's taxonomy places the organism in Eukaryota, Fungi, Ascomycota, Eurotiomycetes, Eurotiales, Aspergillaceae. The transcript has 8 exons. The record is from RefSeq and is a predicted model, not a curated record. Gene Ontology annotation, molecular function: hydrolase activity, acting on ester bonds.